AUGACAGACACGUUUGAAAUAGUAUUUGCUGUACCUAUGGAAUGUGACUCGUGUGUUGACUCAAUUGCUAGUGUAUUAAAAAGCUUGGACGGAGUUGAAAAAUUCAACAUCAAUUUGAAGGAUAAUCUCGUCGUUACUGAGGGAUCAUUACCACCGAGUGAGAUAUCAAAAGCCAUUCAAAGCACUGGUAAGGAUGCUAUAAUCAGAGGCACUGGAAAACCUGAUUCUGCUGCCGUUUGUAUAUUAGAAUCUUUUGAUCCCAAUGACAUUCAGCACCCAGUGAAGGGAUUAGCAAGACUUGUUGAGGUCUCCCCAAAUGAUCUAUUUGUUGAUUUAACUGUAAAUGGAUUGCCCAAGGGUGUUUACUAUCCCUCUAUUCGCACAUCUGGGAACUUAUCAGAGGGUGCAUUAUCUACAGGGCCAAGCUUUUAUGAAUUGAGCCCAAUCGAAGUGAACACACCAGUGAACUCAGAGACCACCAUUAGUUCCAGAGGAGCAAAGUCGGUGGAGGAUUCAACUUUAUAUGCUGGUCAAGCUUUUCUUCAUGCCAAGCUUAAUAUUAAUCAAUUAAUUGGCAGAAGUGUCAUUUUGUCGAAAAUCAAGGAUCAAGUGGCUCCAGAUUCUUUGUGUGGAGUUAUUGCCAGAUCAGCUGGGGUUUGGGAAAACGAUAAACAGAUAUGCAGUUGUAGUGGUAAGACAGUAUGGCAAGAAAGAGUCGACGCAAGAGUUAAAGGGGUACAUGUAUAG
This is a messenger RNA of Candida dubliniensis CD36, 747 nucleotides long. RefSeq names its product copper chaperone (gene CCS1). Gene Ontology annotation, molecular function: metal ion binding. The transcript has a single exon. The record is from RefSeq and is a predicted model, not a curated record. Gene Ontology annotation, biological process: superoxide metabolic process. Lineage: Eukaryota; Fungi; Ascomycota; Pichiomycetes; Serinales; Debaryomycetaceae. Bases 1 to 747 code for a protein of 248 amino acids.